Messenger RNA from Cryphonectria parasitica EP155, 2805 nucleotides. RefSeq lists its product as uncharacterized. The coding region runs from base 866 to 1930 and encodes 354 amino acids. Gene Ontology annotation, biological process: G protein-coupled receptor signaling pathway. Gene Ontology annotation, cellular component: heterotrimeric G-protein complex. Lineage: Eukaryota; Fungi; Ascomycota; Sordariomycetes; Diaporthales; Cryphonectriaceae. The record is from RefSeq and is a predicted model, not a curated record. The transcript is spliced from 5 exons. Gene Ontology annotation, molecular function: GTPase activity; G protein-coupled receptor binding; GTP binding.
AGAAGGCUUCACAUUUUUUUUUUCUUUUCCCUCCUGGGCUUUUGUGCUGAUCGUGCACACAGACUUCCGUCUGUUUCUCCGCUUAUCCAUCCAUCCCAUCUUGGUAGUUGGCUCGUGUCGCUGCCGUCGCUUCGGCUGCUGCUGCUACUGCCGCUAAGUGAGAUCUGGGGAUCGGACCAGCGCUGGACCAACUAGAGGCUAGCCUUUACAUUUGAAGCCCACUCCCCACUGCCCACUUCUACUUUUCCUCUAAUACUUUACCCGUCUCCUGGUUCUCCCUGAUAGGGCCUCCUCCUGUCAAGCGUACUUCGCUGCUUUACUAUUCCUCCUCCUUCAUGAACUGAGCAGUCUUUGCCACCUUUCUUUUAGCUGUACUGGUAAUUACAUUACAAGCAUCCGUCGCUCGGAGAGACUUGUAGCUGAAAGAAAGCCGUCGGACAAGUUCCCCGGCUCACGUCUGAGAGCCAGCGGCCGUGCGCUCUCCCGUCAUUUGGGCCGGGACCCGCCUGGACAUUUCUUGAGUCCUGGUUCUCCAUCCUCCCAAGAUUCUCCUCAAUUAUCCCGACCAAGCCUGCACAAAGGGCUUGUUCAACCCUUCUGCGUCUGUUCGCCUGAACACUGACACGCUUUUUACUUAUCCUAUCUUGCAUCGAUACGAAAAAAACCUCCCAUUUAGCAUCAUCGCGACGUGGGUCCCCUCGGAACCGGCGGCGAGUCCUCCACCGUCACGCCAUCUCGUCCAUACCCACUCGUGCGAAGAAGAGAAGAGUAGGGUCAAUCGACCUGAACUGCGGCGCGACGACUACAUACUAUCGACGAUCAAAGAGAUUUCAAUCUGGCGGCAAGGCAACGACACACCGUUACAAUGUGCUUCGGCAGUCGCAAGAAGGAGGAGGCGGACGCGAUGCGGUCGAGGGAGCUGGACAAGAUAAUCAAGGCGGACGAGAAGCGGAUGGCAAAAGAGGUCAAGCUGCUUCUGCUCGGAGCUGGAGAGUCUGGGAAGUCGACCGUUCUGAAGCAGAUGAAGCUCAUCUACGCUACCGGCUUCAGCAAGACGGAGAAGCUCGAAUGGAAGCCUGUCGUCUUUAACAAUAUCGUACAGUCAUUUCGCAUGAUUUAUGAUGCCAUGAAGGAAUUCGAUAUUCCCUUCGAAAAGCCCCAGAGUGAGAAAGACAUGGAGCAAGUACUGGUUGACUACGAGUUGAGCCCUAACGACCAAUUCCCCGAACAAUAUCUGCAGCCACUUAAGGAUCUGUGGUUGGACGAGGGUGUAAAGAAGGCCAUUGCAAAGGGGAACGAAUAUGCGCUGCACGACAACCUGGAUUACUUCUGCGACGACCUGGACCGCUUCUGGGACAGGACAUACAUCCCCACAGAUCAAGAUCUGCUGCGGUCAAGGCUAAGGACAACAGGCAUCACCGAGACAAUAUUCGACCUGAGCCAGCUGACGUAUCGCAUGUUCGAUGUCGGUGGGCAGCGAUCAGAGCGCAAGAAGUGGAUCCAUUGUUUCGAGAAUGUCAAUUGUCUCUUGUUCCUGGUUGCCAUAUCUGGCUACGACCAAUGUCUGGUCGAAGAUAAGGAUGGCAACCAAAUGAACGAGGCCCUGAUGCUCUGGGAGUCGAUCGCAAAUUCUCACUGGUUCUUGAAAUCUGCCCUCAUCUUGUUUCUGAACAAGAUGGACCUCUUCAAGGAGAAGCUGAAGAAGAGCCCAAUCACCCAGCACGGCUUCACGGACUACCACGGCGAGCCCGACGAUUGGAAGCAGGCGAGCAAGUACUUUAUGGACAAGUUCAGAGCGCUCAACCGGAACCCCGAGAAGGAGAUCUAUGGUCACUUCACGAAUGCGACCGACACGAACCUCCUCAAGAUCACCAUGGGGUCGGUGCAGGAUAUGAUCAUACAGCGGAAUCUCAAACAGCUGAUCUUAUGAGUUUGAGCGCGGUCCGACCAGCUUGGGACCUAUAGGGUUGGCGAAGGUCUCUCCUCUCCGCAGAGGGCAACAACUCUCUGCACACCACUGGCCUUGAAAAACCCGAACCAUCCCAAUCGCGCGGAAAGUUUGUUACCAACCGAGUACGCAGUCGAUCAGCGCCGCUUCUGUACCAUGCUGACCGUAUCAACAACGGUCCGCCCAACAUAAUCCACCCCCGUUGACGGUCCCGACAAGGCCUAUCCGGCGUGAUAGGCACUUGCCACCUCUGGCAAAAGACAAUGGAAAAAUAAUCAAGGUGGCCGGGGCCGGGAAGCGCCCCAACGAAGGGCUGUAGUAGUGGCUCCUGAGCUACUUCAUGACCCUGCUCGGUCAAAGAACGAGUUAACUCGAAACCGAUUUCUGGAUGACGUGCAGGCUGCGACUGGCAGCUGAGGGAAGGGAGAAUAUACUUGGGACGAGCUGGACACGUACGCUGGGAUCGCGGCGGAGAUUCCCGCAGAAGGAAAUGCUUUCGGGAUGGUCAGCAGGAAGAGGGGGGGGGGGGGAAACAUGCAUCUUGGGAGAGCGUUGUGCCAUUUGUGGGGAGGAAUAGAGAUUUGGGGUGUGGCUAUUGAACGUUCUUUGAAAAGAGAGGACUCCCAGAUUCUCUACAUGAGAGGGAGGAGCUGUUCGGUUGGUGGACUAUUUUUUCUUGGUGAUCCCUGGAAGGACAUAUCCCAUGGAGGUGAAUUUGGCAAGACCGAAUUGUGGGCGUGAUUUGAUAUUUUGCUGACAUGACGGGAGGAGCGGGGGACCGGGCGGGCAACCGAUCAUCGAGAAUCGAAGCCGAACGUGGAGAGCACUCUGUAUAUAGCUUAAUAUUUUUUUCAGAU